Molecule: messenger RNA, 432 nt
Organism: Lodderomyces parapsilosis
Lineage: Eukaryota; Fungi; Ascomycota; Pichiomycetes; Serinales; Debaryomycetaceae
Exons: 1
Coding region: 1-432 (143 amino acids)
Source: RefSeq, a predicted model, not a curated record
AUGGCACUCUUAUUCAAUUUCAAGACAUUCGUAUUUGGUUUGUUUGUAUACUACGCUACUUAUUUGCACUACUAUAAAUGUCCAUCAUUAACCCCAAUUGUUGAAUUGGAAGAGAAAAUCUUGCAUCCAUUGACAAACCAACACUCGACAUUAUGUGAAUUGGUCAAUGGUGGGAUUGAUAGAGCAACACCAUACGUUAACAAAGUCCAUGGCUUUUUGGAUAAAAAUGUUCAUUCUCAUCCAUUGUUUAUUGAGUACAAGAUUGAAGAAUAUAUUCAAUGUGCAAAGAACAGAUGGACUACUUAUGUUUACCCAGUGGUUUACCAAUUGUACCAAUUUACUGAUGUUGCUGAGGCUCGUGUUUACGAUGAAGUUACUGCUAUCUACAAACAAGCUGAAGAAAUUGUUCAUGGUAAGUUGAAGCAAGAUUAA